AUGGCCUCACGAAUCAUGCAUUAAUUAAAGAAUUUCUAAUCUAUUUUAUUACAUUUAGGACGGUGGAUUAUGUCAAUUAAAAAGCUUCACCUCUUCUAUAUUCUAAAGCUUCAAAUUCUCUGUUUCCCGAACCUGAAACUUUGAUUUCUUAAUGGUUAGACAUGAGAAAUCUAAGGCCAAAAUUUCUGACUUUCUACCAAAAGCAGCUGGUCCUGUAAAUUUCAUGAGUCCGCCACCUAGUCCGGCUAGAACCCCUUCCAGAAAAGGAUGCCGUAGUCCUCAAGUAUCUCUCGUUCCAAAAGAAAUUCGUCGAAAGGCUCGUAGUUUAAGCUUUGAUGUGAUAGAGCCUAAUUCUCCUAAAGUGUCGUGCAUCGGCAGUGUCAGGAACAAAGGCAGGAACAAGAGCAAGACCAAAAACAAGCUCACAAAAAUAGUAAAAGUGGUAGCUGCUUCAUUUUCUUGGCCUUUCAAGAGAAAACAAGAAAGUCAGGUGGGUUGUGUAUUUGACAGAAAUCAGGUAACUACAGCAGCAAAACUGAUUUCUUUAACUCAGCAAUAUUGUGUUGCUUUAGAAAGUCCACAACAUGAUGUUUCUGAUAUAAUUGUACCGAAACAAUUGCGCUCGUUGAGUCAAGUGAAGAAAUUUGCAAGUGGAAGGGGUGUUUUGAGGGAUUUUGAUUGGAAAACUCAUGCUGUUGGAGAAGAUGAGAGGAUUGAGGAUAAACAAAAUGAUGUUGCAAGUUGUUCCAAGUCUAUUGCCAAUGACUCAAAUAAAUGUGUGGGAGACAAGUGCCAUUUCUCUCCUCCUACACCACUUCCAUUGUAAACUAUUUUCUAAAAGACAUCUUUUUUUUCCGAGAAAGACGGAUAAAAUAUUCCGACACGAUACCAUCAGGAGCUUUAGUACUUAAACCAACACCUUAACGCACGAGUUGACGACAGAGGAGCGUGUUAUGUGAUAUUGGACAUUCUAAUGGAAGAGGGGUAUCUCUCGGGCCUCUUAUGGUAGGUCAACUGAAUGAACUAAAAUUUCAAAAUUCAAAUACGAUUGAUAAGUUGUUAAUAAUGUAUUCAUUGCUUUGCAAUUUUGCAUCAAUUUUCUUUUCACAUUUCUGAUAUCAUGUUUAAAAUUGUGUGAAGUGUGAACAUUUAGUGCUUAUACAAGCUAUUUUGUUAUGAUUUCUGAAAUGCUAAAGGAAAACAUGUUAGUUUGAAGCAAUUCUUUGUAAUGAUUCAUCCAAUCCAAUAAGGAAAUAAUUCUAA
This is a messenger RNA of Mercurialis annua (annual mercury), 1263 nucleotides long. RefSeq lists its product as uncharacterized. The record is from RefSeq and is a predicted model, not a curated record. The coding region runs from base 152 to 826 and encodes 224 amino acids. Lineage: Eukaryota; Viridiplantae; Streptophyta; Magnoliopsida; Malpighiales; Euphorbiaceae. The transcript has a single exon.